AUGGAAUUGCAAAUGCGGCACACCGUAUCUCAUUCCGCGACCGAAGGCGGAAAUAUUGACCAAAUCCAAGAUAAUUAUGGGUUGAAACUUGGAUGGUCAAAACGCAGUCGACAUAUCACAUGGGCAUAUUUCACACUUACAAUGUCAACUGGAGGCUUGGCAAGUGUAUUCCACUCAAUCCCUUAUCGAUUCCCAGGACUGGAGACUAUUGGGACAGUCGUCUUUUUGCUGAAUAUAAUCCUCUAUCUGCUUAUCUGGAGUUUAAUUUUGACGAGGUUCUAUCUCCAUCCACGUGCAUUCAAGGCCUCAUUCCUUCACCCAACAGAAUCAUUUUGUCUCUUUCGAAAUAAUCGUCUCAAUAUUUCACAAUACGGAAUCGGCCAUACCGGUUCAUGGCCUCCCGAUACCGUCAGCAUAAUCUUUUGGACUCUUACUGCGAUUGCUAUAAUCUUUUCCGUCGGCAUUUAUGUUUUGUUGUACGUUUUCCAUUGA
Molecule: messenger RNA, 492 nt
Organism: Penicillium odoratum
Lineage: Eukaryota; Fungi; Ascomycota; Eurotiomycetes; Eurotiales; Aspergillaceae
Product: C4-dicarboxylate/malic acid transporter
Exons: 3
Coding region: 1-492 (163 amino acids)
Biological process (GO): malate transmembrane transport
Cellular component (GO): membrane
Molecular function (GO): malate transmembrane transporter activity
Source: RefSeq, a predicted model, not a curated record